ACAGCGGCACGUUUCAUGCCCAUGCGCACCUCCUUAGGACACACCCUCCUUCUCUGAUUUAAACCAAUCAGAGUCGCCUCGCGCCCUUGCCGGGAGCCAAUUGAGUGAUGCGCGUCUUCCGCAAACAUGUCUCCCACGAGGCUGUGUGUUCCAGGUGACAAACUGUGCAGCGUGGAGGACUGCAUUAUGGGUACCGGCGUCUACCUGCGGCACGGCUACAUCUACUCCUCUCUUGCAGGCUACGUCCUGAGGAAGAAUGAGGGGGAGGAGUUACCUGUGAUCUCCGUGGUCAGAGAAACGGAAGUCCAGCUGCUACCAGAUGUGGGCGCCAUUGUCACCUGUAAGGUGCACAUCCUGUAUGUGGGUUCCACGCCGCUGAAGGACCUGUUCAGAGGAACCAUCAGGAAAGAAGACGUUCGCGCCACAGAGAAAGACAAGGUGGAGAUGCACAGAAGUUUCAGACCCGGAGACAUCGUUCUGGCCAAGGUGAUUUCUCUGGGAGAUGUCCAGUCCAACUACCUGCUGACCACAGCAGAGAACGAGCUCGGAGUGGUGGUGGCCCACAGCGAUGCAGCCCGAGCUCAGAUGGUUCCCAUCAGCUGGUGUGAGAUGCAGUGUCCACAGACACACACCAAGGAGUUCCGCAAAGUGGCUCGAGUCCAGCCCGAGUAUCUGGAGGCGUGAGGGUCCUCCACCCCCCUCUGCACCCGGACCUCUCCACUACUACCUUCAUAAAACAAGCCCCCCCCCCAAGGCGGCCUCUUGUCCUGCAUGGAAGCAGAACUCGGUCCUGAGGCUGCGGGGGGGGCGGGGGUUCAGUCUUCUGUCUUCAGAUGUUUCUGCUGGAGGAUAAAAUGUCUUCAAUGCUCAGAUUUGAACUCUUGCUCUGAAUUCUGGGAGUGUGGUCGUGUCUGCUGGACUCUGUGAAGAUGAGCCGUUCAGCUGAUGCAGACGUCUUCUCCUGCAGGAGGCACCGAGCGCUCCUGAUCUCUGCCUACAGUGUUAUGUGAAGUUGGAUGACUUUGGUUUGUGUGACUCCUGAACGUGUUGUUUGUCACUGCAGUCCUCUUGAACAUGAAAUAAAACCAAAUCAAACCUGAA
This is a messenger RNA of Oryzias melastigma (Indian medaka), 1101 nucleotides long. RefSeq names its product exosome component 1 (gene exosc1). Gene Ontology annotation, biological process: RNA processing. The record is from RefSeq and is a predicted model, not a curated record. NCBI's taxonomy places the organism in Eukaryota, Metazoa, Chordata, Actinopteri, Beloniformes, Adrianichthyidae. Gene Ontology annotation, cellular component: cytoplasm; nuclear exosome (RNase complex). Gene Ontology annotation, molecular function: RNA binding.